Molecule: messenger RNA, 798 nt
Organism: Panicum hallii
Lineage: Eukaryota; Viridiplantae; Streptophyta; Magnoliopsida; Poales; Poaceae
Exons: 4
Coding region: 272-640 (122 amino acids)
Source: RefSeq, a predicted model, not a curated record
GUUUUGUAUAAUAUCACAGGAGUCAGGACAGGAGUGUACUUUGUAUAGAAAUAGAAGAGAGAGCCGAUAUUAGAAAGUUUGGACCAACAACGCCUGCAAGCAUGGCCAUCAAUGCAUGGAGGAAUGCAUUACUGCGAAUGAAAUUCAGAAACUGCAUCACGCAUGGACCUCGAGCUAUCUUAAGAGCAGUCACAGGAAGCCAAAGGAAACGAAUUGCAAGCGCAUAAGCGUUUGAAACUCUGAAGGGAUUGUGCUUGCGCAGGGGUAGGAGAUGAGGCGUCCCUCUCCGCUGACUUUGCUGAUAUUUGCAUUUGUUGGCGGAAAUCUACUCAUGGGCAUCUCCUCUAACGCAAGAAGAGCCAAGAACACCACAGAUCCUGGUUAUGGAAGCAUUGAGUUAAAUGGCAGGAAACUAAAGGAACGAUGCUCUUUUACUAUCCGAAAGACAAGGGAGCUGGAAAAUAUUAGGACGGAUGACUACCAACCUGUCGAUCCGAGCCCAAGCUCCAAAGCCACUAUCAGACCAGGUCCAAUUGAGCAUGGCGCACCGAUUCUUCCUUAUGUACCACGGUACCCACCGCCUUCAGGUCACCCUAAGGGUGUGCCAGCUGCUGAAUCCCCUGGAUCCCCAUCCACUUAGAUGCACGCUGAAAUUAUCCAAAUCUGCUAAACCCCAAUGUGGUCAAAGUCUGCUUUUGUACGUUAUGUUGUUAUUAUGGUUUACUACCGUACCAUACUGCCAUAUGUCUGAAAUGCAAGUGUUUUGUGUUUACCUAACUGCUUGAGUGAUGUAAUAUG